AUGUCUUCGGAUGGACUCAAUCGGCGUAAAAGAGUUGUCAAUAGAAAUAGUGACACAAAUGAGGAGAACGUGUCUCGAGUGGUAUCACAAGAAGGGUCGCCCGAAAGACAACAAAACCAGAGUAUUAUGAAGCGAGUGAUGAGUCUAAUGGCACUGUUGAUGGCUAUUCUUGUGAUCGUCUACUAUAUGACUCAAUCCAAUGACACCAAAGAACUAGUGAUGGCUUCUGUCACUCAAUCCAUAACUGGUUCGCCGAUCGCACAGCAAAUGAUGUGCUCUCAAGACCAUAAUGAAGACAGAGUUCAGUUCCCUUCGUGUGCCCCUCAAAGAUGCGGACGUUUUGUGUCCGAUUCGGUGAUCACGGAAUCGGAAGCCAAACACCUGUUGUCAGUGGCGGAGAGAGGCCUAUCAUUGGGCGGCUCAUCGGGCGGAUACUCUGUCCUGAGCGUACAUUCGGGCACUCUUUCGAUGGCAAAUAAUUUCGUGAAUAUCUAUAAACUCAUGGAAAGUACGCAACGAAAGACAGAGGACCUCAAAGAGCUGUUCACCGAAAAAGACUUAGAAGUCUACAGAACAGUGACGAACAGAGUCCGCAAAACUAUUGCCAUUCAUUUCGGCGUUCCUUCGGCUCAGCUGUACUUAACUAAUCCGACGGUCUUUUCGAGACAUACGGCAAACCGGCCCCAAAUCAAAGGCCACGUGUAUUGGCACAGACACGUAGACAAACGGCAUGUUAGGUACGUUCAGUUCACUUCAUUGGUCUAUUUGUCGACAUAUGGCGCGGACUUCUCCGGCGGACGCUUUAUAUUCAUCGACGAGAUGUCGAACCAAACAAUUGAGCCUAAAUUGGGACGACUCUCGGCGUACACCUCGGGCUCAGGGAACGAGGACAUCGUCGAGAGGGCCACCUCCGGGACCCGAUAUGCUCUGCUAAUAGGCUUCACGUGUGACCCUAUGUUCGCCGCUAAAGACCCACAGAUUUUAAGCGCCAUUUUCCCAAUUUAA
Oppiella nova is the source of this 1005-nucleotide messenger RNA. NCBI's taxonomy places the organism in Eukaryota, Metazoa, Arthropoda, Arachnida, Sarcoptiformes, Oppiidae. The record is from the annotation of a GenBank genome assembly.